Cyanidioschyzon merolae strain 10D is the source of this 294-nucleotide messenger RNA. RefSeq lists its product as hypothetical. The transcript has a single exon. The record is from RefSeq and is a predicted model, not a curated record. Lineage: Eukaryota; Rhodophyta; Bangiophyceae; Cyanidiales; Cyanidiaceae. The coding region runs from base 1 to 294 and encodes 97 amino acids.
AUGACGCAGAUGCCCGCAGAGCUUUCCAUUUUGAGGGCGACCAUACAAACGCAUCACAUCAAGAUGAAUCUCGGGUGUCGUGCCGCCUGUUACAUCCAGCUCAUGCAUGGAAACGCAACCAAGGGCGUCUCGAGAGAGACAGAUAGAAACAGAGAGAAACACUUUCUCUGUGCCGCCGUCACUCGACCGUUCGAGGGUGUCGACGUUCUCGGCCCGCCAAGUGAUAUAGAACGGAAAGCGAAGAUGAAACUGGCGGUCGAGAUCGCCGAAGACUUGAAGAGACACAUUGACUAG